Molecule: messenger RNA, 327 nt
Organism: Prorocentrum cordatum
Lineage: Eukaryota; Dinophyceae; Prorocentrales; Prorocentraceae
Source: the annotation of a GenBank genome assembly
CCUCGAUCCUCAGUCUUCGGUCCUCGAUUCGAUUCGAUCCUUGUCCUCGAUCUUCGAUUCGAUCCUCGAUCGCCGUUCCUCGUCUUCGGUGUUCGAUCCCCUCCCGCGCAGGGGAUGGUGGGCUGCGCGGGCUUCUCCGCUGAGACGCGCAUACAGGUGCGGGCCGACAACCCGAAGAAGGCUGGCGGCGCGGCCGCCGCCAGGUACGACGGCUACAAGAAGGCCAAGACGGUGCAGGAGUUCCUCGCGCUGGGCGGCUGGGUCGGAGACCUGAGGAACGACUAUGCGAAAGGCUACAUCACCCUGCUGGACAAGAAGGGUUCAGGC